GUGUUUUCGAGCAAAGAUUCGACAUCCCACCUCUGAUUUGAUAGGCGCCUGCGCAUUGCUUCGGCACACACUUCCUGGCUCGAGUCUCUCCAACAAUAACAACAAUCACAAUGUCCGACGUCAAGCCUACGCUCACCAAAUGUGUCGGGCCUGUCUAUCGCGCCGAGAGCCAAAAGCCCACGGCGGUAGUCUCAACCGAUGUAGAGUUUGACACCGUCACCAUCCUCCCGCAGACGCCCCAACUGAUUGCGCUGCUCUCAAUUAUCCGCAACAAGGACACCCAGCGCGGGGACUUCAUCUUUUAUUCCAACAGGAUCAUCCGGCUCCUCGUAGAAGAGGGCCUCAACCACCUCCCUACAGUUGAGCACACCGUCACGACGCCGGUCGGCCGCCCCUAUGAUGGGCUCUCCUUCCAGGGCAAGAUCUGUGGCGUGUCCAUCAUGCGCGCGGGGGAAGCGAUGGAGCAGGGCUUGCGGGAGUGCUGCCGGUCUGUGAGGAUCGGCAAGAUCUUGAUCCAGAGGGAUGAGGAGUCGGCCCGGCCCAAGCUCUUCUACGAUAAGCUCCCGGAGGACAUUGCCGAUAGAUGGGUUCUCUUGCUCGACCCCAUGCUUGCGACAGGCGGCUCUGCCAUCAUGGCCGUCGAUGUUCUCAAGUCGCGAGGUGUCCCCGAGGACCGCAUCCUGUUCCUCAACGUUCUCGCAAGCCCCCAGGGUAUCCAGAACUUUGCCACCAAGUUCCCCAAGCUUCGGCUGGUCACAGCAUUUGUUGACCAGGGACUCGACGAGAAGAACUACAUUAUACCCGGCCUUGGUGACUUUGGCGACAGGUACUAUACCAUGUGAAUCACCCUUUUUAGCGCACCACGUAGCGUCAACACAAGAAACAUCGUAGUAUUACAGAUCCUGGUCGAUAAUGCAACCUCCCACCG
Molecule: messenger RNA, 928 nt
Organism: Chaetomium fimeti
Lineage: Eukaryota; Fungi; Ascomycota; Sordariomycetes; Sordariales; Chaetomiaceae
Product: uracil phosphoribosyltransferase-domain-containing protein
Exons: 4
Coding region: 111-842 (243 amino acids)
Cellular component (GO): cytoplasm
Source: RefSeq, a predicted model, not a curated record